CCAAACUUCAGCCACGCAAGCCCACGUUAAGAUACGCGCAGCCGCGACACGCAGCCUCGACGUUUCUCUUCCUCUACACUUGGGUCAAUCGCUUUAAUGAGGUAGUGUCGUCGCUGCUUACUCCAUCUAUUCCUACUCCUACAUUCUCACCUUGCCAUCCUCGUCGCCAGCAUCUUCUGCCACCACCUCCACCACCUACCACUCACAUUCUACGCACAGCAACUACCGACAACAUGUUCGGCCGACGAAAACGCACCACCACCCCUCCCUACGACGAGGCCUUCGCCACCAAAUCCGAGCUCCACCGCGCAACUCGCCCACGCAUGACCUGGUCCCUCCUCACCUCCCUCUUCCUCCUCAUCACCGUCGUCUUCCUCAUCCUCGUCGAAGUCGGCGACACCGCCGUCGGCUCCAUCCGCAGCAAAAUCUACUUCAUCAACCUCAACCUCACCAACAUCGUCCCCGUCAGCAUCCCCGAUGCCACCCUCAUCAACUCCAUCGCCCAGACGCUGGGCUUGCACGACUUCUACACCGUUGGCCUGUGGGGCUAUUGCGAGGGCUACAAUGGCGUGGGCACCACCACUUGCUCCAAGCCGCAGACGCUGUAUUGGUUCAACCCGGUGUCCAUCAUCUCCAAUCAACUGAUUGCCGGCGCGUCCAUCGCCCUGCCCCUCGAAAUCAACAACAUCCUCAAGCUGAUCCGCAUCGUCUCCCACUGGAUGUUCGGCCUCUUCCUCUCCGGCGCCUGCCUGAGCUUCGUCAUGAUCUUCAUCGUCCCCCUGUCCGUCUACAGCCGAUGGGCCUCUCUCCCCAUCACCAUCUUCACCUUCCUCGCCGCCCUGUUGACCACGGUGGGAUCCGUCAUCGCCACCGUGCUGUUUAUCAUCAUGCGCGAUGUCAUUACCGCCCAAACCACCCUCAACAUCAAGGCCACCAUUGGCAUCCAGAUGUUCGCAUACAUGUGGAUAGCAGCCGGCGCCUCCAUCAUCGCCUUCGUCAUCCAACUCGGCAUGUGCUGCUGCUGUGCCUCCCGCCGCGACGUGCGAACCGGCAGGAAGCGCGGCAGCAUGCGCGCCUGGCGCAAGCGCAACUCCGCCAUGCGCGAGAAGCCGACCGAGGAGACCAUGACGCCUCCCCUCAACGGCGAAGCAUGAAGCAUGAUACAUUAAUGGUUACCAGUCUUUGACAGCGUUUUGGCUACCGGUGUUUCUUCCUCUCUCUCUGAUAGCGUUCGAUUUGGGAAUGAUUUUCGACGAUUUACUGUACUCCCGUUUCAUUCUGUGUCACACAUUCCCAUCCCUUGUGCGACGUGCUGCCUGGCCUUCUGCCUGGGUUUUGGGCUUGGCGCGGAUGGCAGCCUUGUUCUAUUCUUUCCAUUGUCUAUGUAUUAGUCGCUACAUCUCUUCUAAAAUCAAUUCGUCUAUCCAUCCG
Neohortaea acidophila is the source of this 1431-nucleotide messenger RNA. RefSeq names its product SUR7/PalI family-domain-containing protein. The transcript is spliced from 4 exons. Lineage: Eukaryota; Fungi; Ascomycota; Dothideomycetes; Mycosphaerellales; Teratosphaeriaceae. Bases 234 to 1154 code for a protein of 306 amino acids. The record is from RefSeq and is a predicted model, not a curated record. Gene Ontology annotation, biological process: fungal-type cell wall organization. Gene Ontology annotation, cellular component: cell cortex of cell tip; plasma membrane.